Caenorhabditis auriculariae is the source of this 1958-nucleotide messenger RNA. The record is from the annotation of a GenBank genome assembly. NCBI's taxonomy places the organism in Eukaryota, Metazoa, Nematoda, Chromadorea, Rhabditida, Rhabditidae.
AUGUCCGCGAGUGUCCCUAUAGCAAUGACUUUCGGAAUGAUUAUAUCUCUAUUUUUCGUCGUUCCAAUGAUAGAUUCAAGAGGACGGAAAUUUGUCGCCGUUUACAUGAGGUCAGCCUAACUACUUUUGAAAAAUGAUUGAAAGAUCGUGAUUAUAAUAUCUUUUCAGAUUUUUUCUCGGCAGUGCAACGAGCACUUUCUUAGUGUUAUCAGCCUUUCUGAACUCAGCUGAACUCUUCUUUCUUUCGCAAAUUUUGGUCGGGGUCAACUUUUUUAUUCAGUCGUUCGUGACGACCAUGUUCAUUGGAGAAUGUGCAGCAGAUAAAAACCGAGGUUCCUGUCAAUUUUCUUUGAAAAUGAUCGUGUUAAUGAAUGAACGAGUUCAGGGUUCGCGACAACCUUCCAUUCUAUCAUGGACGUCGUUGUUUCUUUGAUAGUGUUCGUUUUUUAUUCUUGAUAUUUUUCUUAUAAUUCAGUAGAUAUAUUCGAUGUUGAUUUGAUAAGAAAGAUACGACCAUUCGUGAAGACACGUUUUUGUUUUUUAUCUUUUUAUCUUUUUUAUUCAUGAAAGAAGCGUUACCGAUAAGACCGUCCAGAGAUCAGGGAGCAAAAAAGCAAGAAGUUCUGAUUUCCUUUGAAUGCAGUCUGUUUUCAGGUACUACGUGAGCUCGCCAAAAGUUCUCGGAAACGAAAAAUGGUUCAUAUACCCGAUUGUGUCUUUCAUUCUGUGAGUUUCAUUCAAAUUGACUAUAACAAAGAACAAUUCGACAGGUGUCUGGCUUUUGUCGUCGCCGCCUCUAUUCUUCCGGAGUCGCCGAAAUAUCUCGUGAAGAAAAAUGAAUACCUUGCAGCUAAGCGUUCCAUCAAGUUCUAUCAGGACAAAGAUGCAGAUCUCGGUGAAUCUCAAAGUUAUUUCUUUGAAUGAUAAAGCAUUACAGAAGAAGUUUUCAACUCUUUGCUUCGCGAAAAUAAUUUGGUUGCGAAAGAGAAACUUUCUUUCCGACAAGUUUACAAAGACAAAACGUUACGUGAAGCUCUGAAAAUCCUUUUCGCCCUCGAACUGUACGAAAUCUUCACUCCAAGUGCUGUGGAAAGAAUCUAUCGAAUUACAUUGCACAACUCUCUCGGCUUCUCAGCAGAACAGGUAUGACAAAAUUACUUAGAAAUUUUUCAAUUUUUCUAGUCUUUGAACCUCAACUUUAUUCUAACUUUGGUUUUCUCUCCAACUCGCUUUGUUGGUAGUUUUCUUAUCGAUAUCCUAGGCCGAAGAUUCAUUUUCUUUUUUUCUGCAGCUUUAAUGUAAGUUUUCAUUUGAAUGAUUAAUAAGUUCUUCUCGGAGAUUCAGGUUUUUGAAGACUGUUUUGAUGGCUGUCGCUCAGUUCUUUGCUUUCUUUGAUGGCCCAAGCACCUUGACAAGAGUAUUCUGUAAGCAAGACCUGGUUGACGGACAAAAAUUCCAAAUUCAGUGGUUAUCAGCGAAGCAAGUUCCGAUCUCAUCUUGGCGACGGGUGUAUCUGUUCUGACGUCGUUGUUCACUCUGGAGCUUUUUCCCGCACCCGCAAGAGUUGCUGUCACUCAGGUUUUUUGUACUCUAAAAACUUCAUGAAGUUUUCCAGGUGAAUAUUUUCAUCUACAUGCUUUCUUCUACACCUAUGAUGGUCCUGUAUCCGAUUCUGAACACAACAUUCCCAUCAGCCUUUUAUAUUCCCCUGAUUUUCAUGCAACUUCCCAUAGUUAUUUAUCUCUACCGGUAUGGACGCAAUAAUUCGUUCUAAAACAGCAAUUCCUCUUAGAAAUAUGCCAGAAACGAAAGCUCGUGCAGUGUGUGACAUUGUUGAAGACAUGGAGCACGUCGUUCGUUCGAGGGUUAGUUUUUUCUCUUCAGGUUCUCAAAAAAAAAGUUAUGUUUUUUAGAACACAACAAUAAAUGAACACGCCCCUCUGAUCGGUAAAACGUAA